AUGCGCACCGUGUUCGUCGCGGGGAGCGCCUUCACCCUCGGAGUCCUACUUUCGCCCUGGUUCCAUGCUGACCUGAUCUUCGCAGCUUCUGCAUCUCAAAUCAAACCAACAACGAAAGGGCCGACGAUCAACGACACGCUGUUGCACGUAAUGGUCGACAGCGUGGCCAAGGGGGUCCUCUCCCUGUCCCACCUGCUGGUCCCCUCGGCCCUCUUCGCCGUUCUCUGCCAGCGCAAGGACCUGUUCGCGGGCCACCCGUGGCUCUUCUUAUCUCUGGGCAUCUACAUCGCCGUCGGCGCCGCGACCCUGUUCGCGUCCGCCACUCUGAUGGUUGACUGGGAGUUAUGGGCGGCGCUUCUGGGCUGGGCUACAGCUCUCGUUGUGUAUCGGAGCCUUGCCGUGAUGUUCAAUGCUUCCCACCAACCGGUGGCCUCUGAUCGGCUCGAGAUGGAAAUCAGCCAACGAAAGGCGGCCCAACACCGACUCCAGUCCCGAUACAAGCGGACGGUGGUUGUGAGCAAGGUGACGCGCGAGAUUCGCAAGAGUCUGAAGAUGAAGGACAUCUGCGACGCGACGACCGAGCAGUGCGCGGCGCUCUUCGGCUCCGACGAGUGCCGCGUGUACUGCUGCGAGCGGCCCACCACGGACGAAGGGCUGCAGCAAUCAGCGGGCCGCGACGAGCAGCCGUUCAAGUGCACCCUCCUCAGCGAGUACCGCGCCAACCACGACGCCUUUGAUUCGCAGCACGACGACGACCACGACGCGCUCGACGACGCCGACGCCGUCAAUCGCUGCCGCACGGAAAACGACCUGAAGGAAGCUGAGGACGGAGCUCGACCAGCGCCGGGCCAGCGCGGGCGGAACGACAUGCUCAAGAAGGCGCCUCCCUUACACCUCAUUCCCGGAUUGCUGUUUCAGGCCCGCACGGCCACCGUUCUCGACUUCGCAGCCGCUCCCGUUGGAGAGCUGGCGCCGGAGCUCGUUGACUACUACGCCCGGCGGAGGGUCCAGCGCCUGCUCUGUGUCGCCGUGCCCCAUUCGCACCAGGCCUGCGCCGUUAUCGUGCUGCACCAGCUCCUCCCGCAGGCCUCGUCCGCCAGCAGCAGCCCCGUCAAGCCAUCCCGCAUGUGGGACCACGACGACGCGGCCCUGCUCGAAGAGGUGGGAGCCCAAGAGAGCGACGACGCUGAUGUGAACAUGAACGUGAACCGAUGGGUGGUGGUGGUGAUGCCUGCAGUGGAGAUCGGUCUGGCACACGCCCAUCUGCUAAAAGAGGCGGAAAAGGGCCGAGAGCUGACGACCCGCAACGAGGCCCUCAACAAGGCCAAGGAGGAGGCCGAGGAGGGGCUCCGCGCCAAGUCCGAGUUCCUCGCCGUCGUCUCGCACGAGAUCAGGACGCCGAUGAACGCGAUCUGCGGCAUGACCAAGGUACUCAAGGAGUCGCCCCUGGCGCAGGAGCAGCGGGAGUGCGUGCGGAUCAUCUCGUCGUCGGCCAAGGCCCUGCUGUCGCUGCUCAACAACAUCCUCGACUUCUCCAAGAUCGAGGCCGGCAAGACCGAGAUCCUGGAAUGCCCAUUCGAUGUCCGCAAGUGCACGCUCGGGUUGAUGCAGCUCAUGAGCAACUACACUGCCAAGCGCACCCAGAAGGUGACCCUCGCGACACAUGUCGACUCCCGGGUGCCGCCGGUGGUGAUCGGCGACAAGCCUCACGUGCGACAGGUCCUGGUCAACCUUCUCUCCAACUCUGUUAAAUUCACAGCGCAAGGCAGCAUCGACCUCCGAUACGCUGAGUUGCAGUUCGAGGUGGCGGACACGGGGAUCGGUAUUCCGCAGGAGAAGCAGGACCGGCUGUUCCACGCCUUCUCGCAGGUGGACUCGUCGCCCACGCGGCGCUACGACGGGACCGGCCUCGGGCUGGUCAUCUCCCGCCGGCUGUGCGAGCUCAUGGGCGGCCGCAUGUGGUUCGAGAGCCAGCCCCACAAGGGCUCCACCUUCUACUUCACCAUCCGCGUCAAGGUCCCCCCAGACCACCACCACCUUCACCACAACCUCGAACCCCCGGACGAGGCUCCGCAGCCCAACCCUGAUCGACACCGGGCGUCCACUCCCCCGCACUCAGCGUCAUCGUCGUCAUCAUCGUCAUCAUCACCAUCGUCGUCCUCUAGUUCUUCUUCAACUUCAUCAUCUUCGUCAUCUUCAUUAUCUUCGAUUUCGUGGGAUGCGACGCCGACACGACAGACGACGCCGGGCGAGUCGUCGCGGUCGUCUGCGCUCCCUCCGUUCCCGAUGGCGCCCACGCGACUGAAGCGCUAUUCGCACUCGUUCCCCGCCAGGCUGCGGCCCAUCGUGCCCUGCGCAACCAACGCGGGCGAGGGCACCGGCACCGGCCCCGGCGGCCCGCCUUCUCUGCAGUCCAUUCGACGGCACUCGUACGUGGUCAACGACGGCAGCCUGUCGCCGACCGACAUGCGAGUACUGCUGGUCGAGGACAACCUCGUCAACCAGAAGGUGGCGCUCAAGCUCCUUGCCCGCCUGGGCUACAGCAACGUGCGGGUGGCCAACGACGGCCGGCAGGCGGUCGACAUCAUCGCCGCGAGCGCAAGCGCCACAGGCCAGGCCGGGUACGACGUGGUGAUCAUGGACCUGCACAUGCCCGAGAUGGACGGCAUCACGGCGAGCCGCAUCAUCAAGAGGACGGCGCGAAGUGCGGGUUCGGCUCCGCCCUACAUCAUCGCCUGCACGGCCGACCUCCAGUACGACACCCGGCAGGCCUGCAUCCAGGCCGGGCUCGACGGCUACCUCGAGAAGCCCAUCAAGCUCAAGGACCUCUCCCGGGCCAUGAUGGAGGCCCACGCCGCCGUCUACCCCUAA
This is a messenger RNA of Acanthamoeba castellanii str. Neff, 2871 nucleotides long. Its product is annotated as multisensor hybrid histidine kinase. The record is from RefSeq and is a predicted model, not a curated record. NCBI's taxonomy places the organism in Eukaryota, Discosea, Longamoebia, Acanthamoebidae. Gene Ontology annotation, molecular function: phosphorelay sensor kinase activity. Gene Ontology annotation, biological process: phosphorylation; phosphorelay signal transduction system. The transcript is spliced from 12 exons. Bases 1 to 2871 code for a protein of 956 amino acids.